Paramecium sonneborni is the source of this 1598-nucleotide messenger RNA. The record is from the annotation of a GenBank genome assembly. Lineage: Eukaryota; Ciliophora; Oligohymenophorea; Peniculida; Parameciidae.
AUGGGAUGUGGUUGUAUUACAUCAGCUGCUGAAAACCCUAACAGAGUUUCAAGAGUCGAUGAUUUCAAUAUAACAGCAAAUGAUCUUGUUGUAAAAAAGUUAGGAAAAAUCAAUAAAGAUUAUGAUAUUAUUAGACCUUCAAUAGGAAAAGGUAUUUGUAAAAUACUAUUACCAUUUAGGUAGUUUUGGAAAGGUUUAUAAAGUUAUACAUAAAGUUUCUGGAGUUUAGAGAGCAGUCAAAGUGAUUAGAGCAACUCAAUUAGAUUAAGAUAAAAUAGCUUAAGAAGUUUUAAUUUUGAAAAAAAUGGUUAUCAAAUAAUUUAAUAGCUAGGAUCAUCCAAAUAUAUUAAAAGUUUAUGAAUUUUAUUAAGAGGGAAACUAUAUUUCAAUAGUUACUGAACUAUGUACUGGGGGAGAAUUAUUUGACAAGUUAUCAAAAGGUUAGAGUUUUAAUGAAGAUUUGGCUGCAAUAACAAUGAGAUAAAUACUAUCAGCAGUGAAUUAUUGCCAUUCUAAUAAUAUUGUACAUAGAGAUUUGAAGCCAGAAAACUUAUUAUAUGAGAGCAAAGAUAAAAAUGCUCUUCUUAAAUUAGUUGAUUUUGGAACUAGCAGUGUCAUCCAAUAGAAGAUGAAAUAAAAGCUUGGAACCCCAUAUUAUAUAGCUCCAGAAGUGUUGAAUGAAAAUUACAAUGAAAAAUGUGAUGUUUGGUCUUGUGGUGUGAUACUUUAUAUCUUACUAUGCGGAUAUCCACCAUUUUAAGGGGGCACUGAAGAAGUUUAUAUUAACUAUACUUGUAGAUGAUUAUGGUAAAGGUGAAGGAAGGAAAGUACAAUCUUGAAACUGAAGAUUGGCAAUGCAUUUCUGAAGAUGCCAAAAAUUUAAUUACUAAAAUGUUAAGAAAGUAUUGAAUUAAUUCUUUAUAAAAAAGAGAUCCAACACAAAGAAUUAAUGCUAAUGAAGCACUUAAUCAUUCAUGGAUCUAAAAAUUCACUUCUGUUGUUGAUGUUUCUAAUUUAAAUAAAGUUCUAUAUAAUAUAAGAACUUUUUAAGCUGUUUGUAAAUUGUAAGAGGCAACUUGGAUAUUUAUGGUUAAUAAUCUGGCCACUUCUGAUGAAAAAGCUUCCAUUAUGAAAGCAUUUUAAGCUUUAGAUCUUAAUCAUGAUGGAUUAUUAAGUAAGGAAGAAUUAAUUAUUGGGUUUUCUUAAAUUAUGAGUUAAGUAGAGGCUGAAAAAGAAGUUUCUAGGAUAAUGAGACUCAUUGACAAAAAUAAUAGUUAACUUAUUGAUUAUACAGGUUCAUUUUUAUUUUUAUUUAGAAUUUCUUAUGGCAAGCACAAGCAGAACUGAAUUUCUUGAUGAUGAAAGAAUUGAAAAAGCUUUUUAGAUGUUUGAUCUUGAUAAAAGUGGUGGAAUCUCUCAAGAAGAAAUCUGUGAAGUUUUAGGUGGAGGAACACUUUAUGAUAAAAAAGUUUGGUCAGAUUUAAUUAAAGAUGUUGACAUAAAUGGAGAUGGAGAAGUAACAUAUUAUUUGAGUUAUUUAAGAUAUAAUUAGAUGAAUUCAGAUAAAUGAUGUUAUCUAUGAUAACUAAAGAAUGAUG